UGAACACUGUUUCCCAUUCCCCCUCGUGUUUCGUGUUUUGGAUUCGAUAAACAAACGAUGUAAUUUAAAGCUAACCUCAAAAGUUUAAAGUUUAAAUAUUUUCUUUACAUCAAGAUUUAUUUUGUGUACAAAGUAAAGAAAUAGAUUUUUUAAGGACGCAAGGGUUGCUCAACUGAGUCAAUAAAUGAGUUUUCGAGGAAGAGGAGGUAGAGGUGGCGGAGGGUUCCGUGGAGGUGGUGGAUUCAGAGGAGGAAGAGGGGGAAGAGGUGGUGGAGGAGGAGGUGGUUUCGACCAGGGUCCACCUGAAACGGUAAUACCGCUAGGUUUUUACGACUACCCUUGCCAAGAUGAUCUGGUUUGCAAAGUAGAAAUGGAGGAUGUUCCUUACUUCAACGCUCCUAUAUAUCUGGAGAACAAAGAGUGUAUCGGCAAAAUUGAUGAGAUUUUCGGAAACGUGAGGGACUACUCCGUUACAGUUAAACUUAAUGACAAUAUGAAUGCUUCAUCCUUCAAGAAAAACACAAAGUUGUAUAUCAAUCCAGAAAAGAUCUUACCCUUGAAGAGGUUUCUACCCCAGCCUCCCGGAGUGAAGAGUUCAAGAGGAGGUGGGGGAAGAGGUCGUGGCAGAGGAGGCGGAGGAGACAGAGGAAGAGGUGGUUUUAGAGGAGGCAGAGGCUUUGGAGGAGGGGGAAGAGGUGGUGGAAGAGGAGGCGGUUUCGGUGGGGGAAGAGGCGGAGGUGGUUUUGGCGGAGGAAGAGGCGGAGGCGGUUUUGGAGGAAGAGGAGGAGGAGGUUUUAGAGGCGGACGAGAUAGUGGAGGAUUUAGGAAGAGUUUUGGAGGUGGUUUCAAGAACUAACUAUCAACCAAGACUUUUUAGACCUAUUUCUUCUGUUAACUGUACAAAUAAAUCUUUUUUUUU
Macrosteles quadrilineatus (aster leafhopper) is the source of this 919-nucleotide messenger RNA. RefSeq names its product H/ACA ribonucleoprotein complex subunit 1-like. The record is from RefSeq and is a predicted model, not a curated record. Gene Ontology annotation, molecular function: box H/ACA snoRNA binding. NCBI's taxonomy places the organism in Eukaryota, Metazoa, Arthropoda, Insecta, Hemiptera, Cicadellidae. Gene Ontology annotation, biological process: snoRNA guided rRNA pseudouridine synthesis; ribosome biogenesis. The transcript is spliced from 5 exons. Gene Ontology annotation, cellular component: box H/ACA snoRNP complex. The coding region runs from base 185 to 856 and encodes 223 amino acids.